GAGUUUGGGAAUUGACUUGAUCAGGAGGUGCAGGAAGAGAAGGAGGUUGUGGGAGACCCUUCAUUUGGAAGGGGAGCUUAUCAACAUAACCCUCUGGUUAUGACUGGGUGAAGAGUAAUGGCUUUCGUGCAAUUUGGUACAGAAAAUUGCUGGCCUUUUGGGUCUCUUGGAAUUAGAAACAACCUUACUACUUUGGAGUAGGUGCAAGGUCUGCCUACACACUCUGUCGAGACCCGACACUUGUGAGAUUCAACAGGGCUGUGGUUGUACUCAAUCGUUUUGUGUAGAACUUGGUUAUACUUGUAAGCAGCAGUCUUCCCUUCAAUGUCAGUAUACGAGACGCGAUUCAACAACGCCUCAGCGUUCGACCUCGUCCCUCCCCUCAUCAUGCCUUGUUGUUCUCUCCGUUAUUACCAGUGAAUCUAAAAUUAUGGAUGAUUCCGGAAAUCUUCUGAAACAGUACCCCUACGUUACAUCCCAAGAUGUGGACUAUCUUCGAGAGGGUUAUGGUGCUCUCGAAGAUAUUAGUCAACUUGUUCGACGUAUAAACACAGCACGAGAAACUGAACAAGCCAAUGGUCGUGAACAUGUCUUAGCUGGACCAUUGCUUGAUGUGCAAUCUGUCCAUGUACUACCAAAAGCAGCACACAAAGGCAGACCAGUUUUUGUGUAUGGUAGGAUUCAUGUUAGUUAUCUACACAUCAGUGAUGGUAGACAAAUGCAUCUUGACAUUUAUAACCGAAGUGCCGAUGAUGCUGAAUACAUUAGCCCAACUGGUGGUUAUUUGACACUCACUUGGCCUGAUGAUAAUCAUUGGAAGGUCUACGACUUGUGGAUGAAAUUGGACAAAACAACAAUAGCUGUGGAUCUCUAUCUCAAAAUUGGAGAUCGAACGGCUCCGCUUGCCGUAGAUGACAUUUUAGUGGGGGAUACAACCAAAGGGUUUAGGAUAGGCUUGGACGCGGAACUGUUACCGGAAUCAGAACUGGUGGUUCUAGAAUGGAGUCCUCUUGGAAGGAUUCUGGUUUUGGUUCUCACUUUUGGGUACGGGGAUCGGAACCGGAACUGCCUGGAAUAGUGAUUUACUUCCCGCUUUGACUGUAACGACCCGGAGGGAGGGUUUCGAUUCCGGUCUUGCCCAUUCGGAUAACCAGAUUUGGACCAAGAUUGGGCCGUGUCCGUCCCUAGUUUAGGGUAUCUGUAGUAUGUAACCAAACGAUUGGUAAAUUGUUCAAUAACUUCUGUUAUGUCAU
Cuscuta campestris is the source of this 1253-nucleotide messenger RNA. NCBI's taxonomy places the organism in Eukaryota, Viridiplantae, Streptophyta, Magnoliopsida, Solanales, Convolvulaceae. The record is from the annotation of a GenBank genome assembly.